AUGUCGAUGGAAAAGCAAGAUCAGGCCUUGCUCCAGGAGCUCGAUGCCUUACCCGAAGAGAGGCUGCAAGCCCUUGAAUGCAUUCGAUAUCAAAAGAAAAAGGUUGAGUUGACCUUCUGGAAGCACGUGAGGCCCCAGACUUUCGAGAAAGGUGAUAUGGUCUGGAAGGCCGUCCUCCUGGAAGGUCCCAAACAUGCGAAGCUAGGGAAAUGGUCCCCCACAUGGGAAAGGCCAUUUAUUAUAUCGGCCAAGUUAUCCAAUGUCGCGUAUAGGUUGAUGGAGCCCAAAGGGGAGAAGCUGAAGACAUUUAUUAAUGGAAAACAUCUUAAAAGAUUCUAUCAUUCUCUUUGGGAGCUAGAAGGAGUGCACAGUCAGACGAUCGUUGAAUGCGAUCUUGCGGAAGGAGAAAAAGCAUAUGGACAAGCCGAGUAA
This is a messenger RNA of Andrographis paniculata, 432 nucleotides long. RefSeq lists its product as uncharacterized. Lineage: Eukaryota; Viridiplantae; Streptophyta; Magnoliopsida; Lamiales; Acanthaceae. The coding region runs from base 1 to 432 and encodes 143 amino acids. The transcript has a single exon. The record is from RefSeq and is a predicted model, not a curated record.